This is a messenger RNA of Rhodofomes roseus, 420 nucleotides long. RefSeq lists its product as uncharacterized. The record is from RefSeq and is a predicted model, not a curated record. The coding region runs from base 124 to 354 and encodes 76 amino acids. NCBI's taxonomy places the organism in Eukaryota, Fungi, Basidiomycota, Agaricomycetes, Polyporales, Fomitopsidaceae. The transcript is spliced from 2 exons.
CUUUGUACCCGGUGUGCUCGACGUGAGGCGGAGUCGAUGAGGUGAGAGUUUGACGACAUACAUGCCCAGGAAAUGACCCUCACUGGCGUGUUCGCUCCAAGGAGAGCCAGGGCCUGAAUCUGAAUGUGCCGCCCUGCGACCUCCGUCAUGACCGUCUUCCGGACGUGGGCAGCGCCACCGUGGUGUGACAGUCUCAACCUUGGUCACACCUGUCACUCUCGCAUCGCGGCGCGCUCUGCCACCAGAUUCACGCUCUCUCGCCAUGGUCAUACCGGCCAUAGACCUCAUAGAUUACUCAUUCGAAGCGAACAUAUCACCCUCAUCCGCGCUGCUGUGAAGCUCGCGCACUCUUAACCGCUACUACAGCCGGACAGACGACUUGAUUAUAUACUGUAUCUGCUUCAUCCUCGUCGCCAGCUG